Sciurus carolinensis (gray squirrel) is the source of this 4104-nucleotide messenger RNA. It is a transcript of the gene Epn3, whose product is annotated as epsin 3. Gene Ontology annotation, biological process: endocytosis. The record is from RefSeq and is a predicted model, not a curated record. The coding region runs from base 392 to 2305 and encodes 637 amino acids. Gene Ontology annotation, molecular function: phospholipid binding; clathrin binding. The transcript is spliced from 10 exons. Gene Ontology annotation, cellular component: endosome; plasma membrane; clathrin vesicle coat. Lineage: Eukaryota; Metazoa; Chordata; Mammalia; Rodentia; Sciuridae.
UCCUGAGUGCUGCGGGCUGGCCAGAGUCUAGGAGGCAAACGGGCGAGAGGCAGAGCUGAAGCCCAUUGGGGGACCCUGCCACCACCCUUCUGAGGGGUCUCUGCCUCCUGGGAGAGGGUGGGUCUUGGGGACAAGGGUCCAUGGUGGAUGGCUCUGGAGCCGCUCCCGAGGCUGUGCCAUCCCCCUGCCUCGCUGGUCAGAGGGUCACUGCAGCGGCUGCUCGGGCUGGGGCCGAGGGAGCCCGCUCUGGAGCCCCAUGUGGGACCCAAGGACACAGCCGCCCUGCUGAGAGCACGGCGGCUCGCCCCUCAGGACCGUGACCUCGCGACGGUGGCCCUCGGCCCUCCACCUCCGGCGGGGGCGGGGGCCGCCCAUCUCCAAGUCUCCAGCCAUGACAACCUCUGCGCUCCGCCGCCAAGUAAAGAACAUCGUGCACAAUUACUCCGAGGCGGAGAUCAAGGUGCGCGAGGCUACCAGCAAUGAUCCCUGGGGCCCGCCCAGCUCACUUAUGUCGGAGAUCGCCGACCUGACCUUCAACACGGUGGCCUUUGCCGAGGUCAUGGGCAUGCUCUGGCGUCGGCUCAACGACAGCGGCAAGAACUGGCGGCACGUGUACAAGGCGCUGACGCUGCUGGACUAUCUGCUCAAGACCGGGUCCGAGCGCGUGGCGCACCAGUGUCGCGAGAACCUCUACACCAUCCAGACGCUCAAGGACUUCCAGUACAUCGACCGGGACGGCAAGGACCAGGGUGUCAACGUGCGCGAGAAGGUCAAGCAGGUGAUGGCCCUGCUCAAGGAUGACGAGCGCCUGCGGCAGGAGCGAACUCAUGCCCUCAAAACCAAGGAGCGCAUGGCCCUGGAGGGCGUGGGCAUCGGCAGUGGGCAGCUGGGCUUCGGCCGCCGCGGUGAGCGGGGUUCUCCAUCCUCCUACACCUCUGCCUCCUCAUCUCCCCGCUAUGCCUCCGACUUGGAGCAAGCGCGGCCCCAGACAUCAGGAGAAGAGGAACUACAGCUGCAGCUGGCGCUGGCCAUGAGCCGCGAGGAGGCUGAGAAGCCAGUACCCCCAGCCUCCCACAGGGACGAGGACCUCCAGCUGCAGCUGGCUCUGCGCCUGAGCCGGCAAGAGCAUCAGAAGGAGGUGAGGUCCUGGCGGGGAGAUGACUCCCCCGUGGCCAAUGGUGCAGGGGCUGUGGCCCAUCAACGGGGGGACAGAGAGCCAGGAAGAGAAGAGAAAAAGGAGGAGGAGAAGCUAAAAACCAGCCAGUCCUCCAUCCUGGACUUGGCCGAUAUCUUUGCGCCUGCCACAGCCCCACCCUCCACACACUGCUCUGCUGACCCAUGGGACAUCCCAGGUCUCAGGCCGAACACUGAGCCCAGUGGCUCUUCCUGGGGACCUUCUGCAGACCCCUGGUCUCCAGUCCCCUCAGGAAACGUCCUGUCCCGAAGUCAGCCUUGGGACUUGCUUCCUACACUCUCCUCCUCUGAGCCCUGGGGCAGGACCCCAGUGCUGCCUGCAGGACUCCCCACCACGGACCCCUGGGCACCAAAGUCUCCCCACCACAAACUCCCCAGCACUGGGGCUGAUCCUUGGGGGGUCUCCACCGAGUCUUCUGACACACCUGUUCUAGGUGGUACCUCAAACUUCGACCUAUUUGCCAAACCUCCAGAAUCCACAAAAAACCAGGAGGGGCUGGAGAGUGUCCAGGCCCUGCCGUCGGGGAAGCCCAGCAGUCCUGUGGAGCUGGACCUGUUUGGAGACUCCAGUCCCUCUUCCAAGCAAAAGAGCACGAAGGAGCCAGAUGCCUUCGACCUGGAUGCACUAGGGGAAGCGCUAACCCAGCCUGGCCAGGAGACCCGUGCCUGCCGUACCCCAGAGUCCUUCCUGGGCCCCUCGGCCUCUUCCUUGGUCAACCUUGACUCAUUGGUCAAGACGCCGCAGGCCGCGAAGACCCGGAACCCCUUCCUGACAGGUCUCAGCGCUCCGUCCCCCACCAACCCAUUCGGCGUGGGCGAGCAGGGCAGGCCGACCCUGAACCAGAUGCGCACCGGGUCACCUGCGCUGGGCCUGCCAGCCGGCGGGCCUGCCGGGGCGCCCCUGGGCUCCAUGACCUACAGCGCCUCCCUGCCCCUCCCGCUCAGCAGCGUGCCGGUCAGCAUGACCCUUCCCGCCUCGGUCAGCGUCUUCCCGCAGGCCGGAGCCUUCGCCCCGCCGCCCGCCAGCCUUCCGCAGCCGCUGCUGCCCACCUCCGCCUCGGCUGGGCCGCUGCAGCCAGGCCCGCAGACUGGCACCAACCCCUUCCUCUGAGAGACGCCCCGAGCCUGCGCGCGAGGCCCCGCCCCCUCCGGACCUCAGGCGGAGCGGUCGUGCAGGUUGAGCACUAAUCCAAGCCUCGGCAGGCGGAAGGCGCACUCCUGAAAUUGGAGACUGAGGACGCCUUGGGGGGCCUAGACCACACCCCCACAAUAAAGACUGGAACCCACAAGCUCAGCUCUUACCAAGUGGACUUUUUGUGGGGUGUGGCAGCGGGGUCUGGACCACAGCACCAUCACUGGCAGCAGAGGAAACUUCUUCUCUACAAUCUAGGGCACAGAAACUCUCCCUUUCCCUUACAACUCCUCUCAAACCCCCAUCCGCACCCUCAGCUCCUGUUGGCCUGGCACCUUCGCUUCCAGAUGUUCCCAGGCUGUACUCAUUCGAUCAUUUCAUUUAUUUAUCACACAUCAGCAAGCACUGGGGAUGAUCUAACAGCAGAGGACGGUAGGCAUUUGUUCCUAUUUACUGUGCACUUGUUAAUGUGCUAAGCACUUUAGGCAGAUCAUUUCAUUUAAUCAUUGCAACUCUUUUGAGGCAGGGAGUAUUGUCACUCCCAUUCCGGACAGCUACAGAGUUUGUGGGGUCCAGUGCAAAAUGAAGAUGCUGCCAGGUGUGGUGGCACAUUCCUGCAGUCGCAGCAAUUCUGGAGGCUGAGGCAGGAAGAUUCCAAGUUGAAGUACGCCUGGACAAGUCUGCCGGGCCCUCAGCAACUUAGUGAGACCCAGUCUCAAAAUAAAAAAUAAAAUGGUCUGGGGCCAUAGCUCAAUGGUAAAGCGUUCCUGAGUUUAAUCCUCAAUAUCCCCUGCCCCAGUAAAAGAAAGAAAAUGCAGAGUUCCUUGUUCAAAAUUGAAUUUCAGUACAGGAACAGCAGCAGAGCAUUCAACCAAGUGCACAACCCUCCCCAGGGCAAUUGCACAGGUGUCCCUUGCAGCUGCUGCGGCUCCCAUUUUAUAGGUGAGAAAACUGAGGCUCAGAGAGGUUAGUGGCAUGCUCAAAGUUACAAAGCAAGGACUGUGUGGAGAUGAGAUUCAAAGUCAUCAGACAGUCUGGUUCCCUAUCCAGGAACUCCCAGACUGGGCCCAGAUUUAAUUCAGCAAAUAUUGACUGACUGUUGUGGACAAAGCGCUGGGCCGUCGGGGAGGAAUCCUUGAAUUGCUGAGCCCACAACCUGCAGGAGCUCAGAGGACAGCAGGGCAGACAAAGGGGGUGGGGAGGGAUAUGUGCCAUAGCUGCAGCACAAGCCAGGUCAGGAGACCCCGUGCUCCUAUGUUUUACUGAGUCACCUUGAAUCCAGCUCUGCGCCCUGCCCCCUCCACCAAAGCUGACAGGAAACACCCUCUCAUGGAGGGGGGCUGCUCCAACUGGGGGUUCAUUCAGGGUUUCAGAAACCGAGGGUAAGACAAGGCCUGGUACUCAUCCUGGGAACCAUCACGGUCACUCUUACUUCCACUCAAUGCUCCAUGACCAAAGGACAACUGGACACUGGUGUGUCCUCAGUGCUCAGGGGAGGCUCUGCAGACAGCCUGCUGCUGGCCCCCCACCCGCUUUAAGGCGCUGAGAGCAAACAGCCUUCCACAGUCCUACCAAGAAACAUCGAGUUGUUGCUGGUAGGGAUGCAUGACGCCACUGUCCUUCUGGGGUAGACUGCUUUGUUUGUGUGGCGGGAGGGAGUCCCACUGCUGCAGACCAGAAGGACAGGGCACUUACUUAGUAGUCAGACCGACAGGGUUCACAACUCUGCUCCAAGGUUUCAACUUAAUGAUAAUAAUCUCUUAAUGAGUGGUUAUGCU